GAGAGAUCAAUAUCCAGAGCGUUGCAACACAAACGGGUGUGACCAUACAUCCACUGCCCUGGUAUACAGGAGUCGACUCCUGCAUCUGUCCCUCGCCUCGGACGCUUGUUGUCUCUGUUUGCACCCAUCGUCUGCUCCCACGCCGCGUCCGCUCGCUCGUCCUCACCGCCGACUCGAAGGCUGGUCCUCGUCCGCUUUGUUUACCUUUUCCACAACCCGCCAUGAGCUUGAGCUUAUACCACCGCGCCCUGUCCAGUGUCUGAGAUCCUCCAAAUGGUCGUUGUCACCCCGGCCAUAGCCGCUCUCACCGGCGAGCUAACUCUCUUCCACACCACCGACCCACUCCUCUCCAAUUCGCCCAUCCUCGUCUUCUACGGCCCGGCGCCCUCCAUCUCCGCUGCCACCUCGCGCAUCCAGAUCCAUGUCUUCACCCCCGCCGGCUUCGAGUCCUAUCCGCGCGUCAGCAUCUCGCCCAAUGCCCCCUACUAUGCCGCUGUCAAUUCCCUCCCACGAGAGGAGCAGGGCGACCAAGUCUGUCGCGGUCUGGCCUUCGCUUUGUCAAAGUACUUUGCCGAAGUCCCUAGGCCUUCAAGAGAUGCAUGGGUGGCUCAAGCCUGUCCUUCCAAGAAGGCUGCUUCUGCCUUUGCCCUCUUCAGCGACGCCCAUGUCGCCAUCCUGGCCACUCGCAUGAACAAGGUCGACAAUCUGGACGAGAUCAUCGCCGAUAUACAACGCUCUCUGAGCGAGCAGACUGUCUCUUGGCUAGACCUUGACGUCGUCCUGCCCCCCGGUUCUGUCAGACCUAUCAAGUUGGAAGACGAAGAGCCCGAGCAAGAUAACGUCGACGAAGAUGAGCUGUGUGCCCUCCGAUAUGGUGACUAUGCGCCUUUCAUCAAGCUGAUGGGCGAGCCAGCUUUCCUUCCCACCUCCAAGCUACGGAGAGCCCCUUCGAAGCCUACCGCUAUCGGCCGUAGUCAGGCCUUUCUCAGAGACCAACGCGAUGUGGCUAGGAAAGAGAUGAACGAACUCGUCGAUACAGAGUCCAAUUACAUCAACAAGCUCUCUCUACUCGUGACUGACAUCGCUUCUGACUUGCGACAGAUCGUCCACAAUGAUGCCAUUCCUGUGUCAAAUCCCAUGGAGCGAACGAUUAACGAUCUGUUCCCUCCAUUUCUCGACAAGAUGCUAGAGCUCAAUUCUGCCUUCUUGGAGGCCAUUCGCACUGUGCUAAGCGAUACUGAAGACUCUGCUGUCGUAGACCUGUCCGACACUACCGAGGAAACUUCUCACCACGAUCCGAUAUCAGACACGAUCGGCCUCACAGAUUUCGCAAAGUGCCUAAUUGAAUGGUUCCCCAAAUUUGCCGAAUGCUAUCCCUCCUACAUGCAAGCACAUUCAAGAUUUCCGCGCUUAAUGAGGAGGCUGGCGCGUAUUGGGGAUGCAAGCAUUCUUGAGAAAAUUCAAGAGUUUGGAGAGAAGCGGCUGAAUUCUUUGCUCAUUGAGCCAGUGCAGCGUCUGCCACGCUACACCCUGUACAUCGAUAGCAUCGCAAAACAGCUCCCCGUGGCUCAUCCGGCACUGAAGCUACUGCUCAAAGCCCGUGACAUAGUCUCGGAGAUCUGUUCUCAAGACGCUCCUGGUGCUCAAGAAACAAAUAUCUGGGAACGUCUGCAACGUAUCGUCAAAUCAUGGCCGGAAGAGAUCGAGUCUGUCGGCCGACUGAUCACAAUAGUAGACGUAGUGGAGAUGUUCCCCCCAUUCGAGGACGGUCAUAGCCGUGGGAGUUCUGGCGUCCUCAUGUUGUUCACUGACUGCACCAUCUUUGUCGAAAAGCGAAGUCAGACAGCCAUGUCCGCACGAGCUUUACUGUCAGAGCUUGGGAAGCCAUUACUCGAGGAUCGUCGCGACUCGACCCGCCCUGUCACUCCGCCGUCUUUGCAUUUCGUUGACACGUUCAAUCUGAAAGACACUACUGUCACAGAAUAUCUCAACAGUCGUGCCAUCACCAUCAUGCCGUUAUCGCCUGGUCCGGAUCCCGGUAUCGCUUGUGAGCAGCGUGUCUAUUUGCUGGAGGGUCCGUACUCCGGCAAGGCCUCGAAAUUCCAGGAGGAGUGGACCAAGGCGCAGGUCGAAGGCCGUUUCACAGAAGAGGAGCGUGAGAAUGGGAAGUGGGAAGUCCGCAGUGCUCAGAUAGCUGGUGGAGAGCUGAAUUUGUUCAAUGCCAUUUUCGAAGGUUCUCAGAGGCAUCGUCAGGAAAGUCCCUCCGAAUCGGCGCGCAUUCGUGUUAUCAUCGACCCCAGCAAGCAUCCAAAUCGCACCGCUAUCGGAGAGAACGAACUGGAAGCCAGUGUGGCAUUGGAGAAGACAGAGAAGGGUCAGUGGCGCAUAUCCAUCGAGAGCGCUUUCUCCGUGGCAACACGUGAUAAAGUUGAUGAAGGAGAGUUUCUCUCUCUUCUUAUCCGACGACUCAGUGGUCUACUGGCAUCUCGCUUCUCCACCAAGAAUUCGGCAAUCACCUCGUCGUUUGUCCUUCGCAACCAGCAAGUCUUGGAUGAUCUGCAUCUCGAAUUCGAAAAGAAAGAAGUUGAGGUGACACUCGUGCCAGAGCCGGCUUCUGGUCAGGAACAUCAUCGUCCCAAGUCCCCGGUCAAGAUGAUCUCCAAUUUCCUCUCUCAGUCGGCCCACGGCCGUCAAACUCCCACAUCUAGGAAGCUUCCUCAGCUCAACGCGUUCUCUGAUGCUCCUUUACUCCUUCCAGAUAGUAGGGACGGGAGUCGACCUUCGUCUCGGGAUCAGCCUCUGCAGCUCUCUGUGACGCCCGAAAGAAACAACAGCGUGGCCAGUCCCUCAAAGAGAUUAGAGGACGCGCUGAAUACGUAUCUACUGGCACUUCUGGCUCGCAAAGGUAAUAUUGUAGGCAAAGUCGUGCAAGGCAGAUCGCGUGCAAAUGAGCUCUCUGUCAACGAGUUGUACAAUUCUCUGCUUGAAGACCCCAACAUGAUGGUGGUCGCAGCACAAUCAUCGAUCGAUGUCCUCUUCGCUGCCUUUGAGAAGUUCCUCAACGUUGCUUGGAAAGAAGGUGUCGGCGCUGUGAUGACAGCGACCCAGUUCCAGACCAUCCAGACCAAAGCUGAAAGUCUGUUCCCUGUUGACUUCGAACGAUACUUCAAGGACAGCUUUCACAAUAUGUCACCACCAAACCAACGAGCAUUGAGAGGCAUAGUGAAGCUACUUGCAGAGCUUCUAGACGGUACUGGCAACGAUGGUGAUCGUGGUAUCCUGACUGCAGCAUUUGUCGAGAUACUGGUUCCCGAUGGCAACCCAUACGAUUUCGUAUCACUGCUCGAUAGGUUCGUGGAGGAUAUCGAAUCGUUGUUCGGGGAGGUGGUACAGCCGAGAGAAAUAAGACCCACCCUAGGAUCACAUGGUCGCUCACGCUCUACUAACACUGCGUCUUUGACAUCGAAUACAUCGUCUUUCCGCAAGAAGUUUGGAUUUGGUUCCAGUACUAGCAGACCGGAACAAGACUAUAAGAUCUCGGUGUGGCGUACCCUGAGCAAGAGCACAAGGCUUCCUGAUCAACCUUCGAGCUUGUCCAGGGGUACAAUGCAGCGAGCGAAGACCACGGACGGUCAUGGAGGAUUGCCUGUUAGACCUUUCUCGCAAGAGGGACCAAGCAGGCAGCCAUCACCUCAGCCUCCUGAACGACCAAUGUCCCAUGACUCCACGUGGCACAACAAUGGUCCUUCGCUCGGCAGUAUUGGAGAGACACUUAGCCCACCCAACCCUUCACCUCACAGAAAAAAGCGGCGUAGCUCGCUGUCUGACCUCAAAUCUCUGGAACUCACUCUGAACGAGUCGCCAUUCAUAUCACCAUCAGCCAUGCGCUCUUUCGAAGAUUCACCCAAGGACCCUGUCGAAAGGACAAAGUCACCUUCACCUACGCUCACGAGGACCAGUGGAAUUCCUACGCUUGGGUCAACUCUAGGUUCGCCUAUCAGUGACCGACCUCGUUCACGUCUACCAUCAGCAUUCCGCAAGGAGAAUUCGCCAUUAAAUCAGCCCAGUCCAUCUCCUGCCUCAGCCAGACCAAGAAGCCUGGGCAAGCAACCAGAGGAAUUCGAUGCCAGUCCUGGACCGCUUGUGCGACGCGGUAGCAAGCAAGUGGGAGAUACGAGUCAUAGUCCUUAUUCCAUUGGGAGACGAGGCUCAAAGCACAUAGAUGAAGCACUUUAUCCUCUCGCUCGACGCGGCUCCAAGCAGGUGGAAGAUGGACACAAUGUCCUCGCGCGCCGUGGAUCGAAGCAAGUUGAUGACGCUGGCAGCACUACCCAUCCGACGCUCCGACGCAGUUCAAAUAUCCCACUGCUUUCUAGCAAGGUCGACAGACCGAAAACACCAUCCACGCCGACUACAAGAGCAGGACUUUCGGAACGCCCUACAGCGGGCAACGCAAUGCGUAUCAAGACAGGACAAACAGGUACCCCAGCAAAAGUGACCAUCAAGUCGCCGCCACCAAGCGCUACGCCAACCAGAAAGCUACGUAUGCAAUCACCGCAGAAACUUCGCGAACGCCUUCAAGACGAGCAUCGUGCUCUUGAUGCCGCACACUCAACUCUACAAGACGAACUCAGCCGCAUAGGAGAGGAAAUAACGUUGAAUCGUCACAACAGCGUUCUCCGCAACAAUGACUCACCAGCUCACCAUCAAUCCCCUAGUCAUGAUGUCCGCACUCGUCUUUCCACGCUCGAGGCUUCUCUGCCUUCUUCCAUUGAUUCUGUUGCGGCUCGUGUAGCUAAGAUCCAUGCCGAUGCUCUCUCUUCCCUCUCGGUCUCCGAAUCCAAAGCCAAGAAGUUGGAUGAGCUGUACCGUGAAGCCAAUGCGGAGAAUGAGGCACUGUAUGCCCGCUUCAACGACGAAUUGGCUCGAGUAUUGAAGGCUGUCAGAAGCGGGCAGGGGGUUGAUGAGUUGAAGAAUAAGAUGCGUGAGUCGCAGGACGAGGCUGGAAGGUUGAGAAGGGAGAAUGCAAGAUUGAAGCGCGAGGUCUUGGGGCUGAGAAGUCAAUUGAAAGAUUGAGAGAUGUUGUCUGAGACGACAUCGUGGUUAGUGCUAGUGGUGUUGGACAAAUGGGUGGUUGCUUGAUGGACUGGGUAAUGGUCACGACUUGGUAGAAGAGGUCAGGCCAGAAGGGACGGACGGAUUGAGAAUUUUGGCUUGGCAUGAAAGGAGAAAGGACGAGCGAGGAAGAACAUCAGGAAAAACCUGUAUCUGGAUCAUGAAGAAUGCGGUCACAGAUCCUGUCGCGACUACCUUACCUGUACACAGAGGUCGUCUUUUCAUCGUUGUUGUUUUUGCCGCAGUGUAUUAGCGAUGGCGCUUAUUCUUGUUUCUGGUUGAUGUUUUUCCUCAUAGCGACAUGCAGUACAGCAUCUUCUAGUCAAAAAAAAGCGUGUUCCAUAUCAUAUCGAUACAUCUAUCAAGCUUCUCGAU
This is a messenger RNA of Aureobasidium subglaciale EXF-2481, 5490 nucleotides long. RefSeq lists its product as uncharacterized. The transcript has a single exon. Gene Ontology annotation, molecular function: guanyl-nucleotide exchange factor activity. The record is from RefSeq and is a predicted model, not a curated record. Lineage: Eukaryota; Fungi; Ascomycota; Dothideomycetes; Dothideales; Saccotheciaceae. Bases 274 to 5076 code for a protein of 1600 amino acids.